Messenger RNA from Cladophialophora yegresii CBS 114405, 1992 nucleotides. RefSeq lists its product as uncharacterized. Lineage: Eukaryota; Fungi; Ascomycota; Eurotiomycetes; Chaetothyriales; Herpotrichiellaceae. Bases 1 to 1992 code for a protein of 663 amino acids. The transcript has a single exon. The record is from RefSeq and is a predicted model, not a curated record.
AUGUCGCGCCCACCACCGAAUGCGCGGUCCUCGCUUGCCAGCGGGCUUGCACCUCCUCCACCAGCAGGCUACGCCGCGAGCGCACAUGGCUCAACAGUCUUCGGCGCACCUCCACCACCUCACUCCGUUGCGCCUAGCGCCCUCAGUCGUCCCCCGUCACGCUUCGAACCUCCCCCUCUCGCCGCGACCAUGGGUCCCAUGCCGGGCACCCUCGAACGACCGAUCCACGGACCGAAGAAACGGCUGAUCGUGACAUGCGACGGGACGUGGCUGGACGCCGACAACGGUCUGAUGAACGGCCAUAAACAGCCGCCGUCCAACGUGUCCAGGAUAGGCUGGGCGAUCAAGGACACCUCGCGCGACGGCAUCCCCCAGAUCGUGAACUACCAGGCCGGUGUCGGAACGCAAGGCGGGCCGGCAUCCCGCGUCGUGGGCGGCGCCACGGGGAUGGGCAUACGCGAAAACAUGCGCACGGCAUACACGUACCUUGCGGCGAACUGGCGGCCGGGAGAUGAGAUCUUCAUCAUGGGCUUCUCGCGCGGCGCGUUCACGGCGCGUACCGUGGGCGGCAUGAUCGGCUCCCUUGGUCUGCUUACGCGUGACGGCCUGCCAUUUUUCAAUGAGAUCUUCGAGGACUGGGAACAUCGGUUCGACGACCGCUAUGUCUCCCAGUAUCCGCACGUGCCGUUCCCGGAGAAACGACUGCCCUUCGACGAGCAUUACGUGCAUGAACUGUCUCGUCGUGGCCUGACGAGGCUGAAUGUCCCCAUCAAGGCCAUCUGCUGCUGGGAUACGGUCGGCAGUCUGGGCAUCCCGCGGGUCCCUUGGCUGGAAGGGCUCCGGCUCCAGGCGCCAGGAAUGCACGAUUAUGAAUUCUACGACACGCGAUUGAAUCCCUGUAUUGAGAACGCAUUUCAAGCGCUGGCCCUGGACGAGCGGCGCGCGCCCUUUUCUCCGGCGCUGUGGGAGAAGCGGGACAACAACACGACGAAUCUUGUCCAGUGUUGGUUUCCUGGCGUGCACUCGAACGUUGGGGGCGGGUACGACGAUCAAGAGUUGGCGAAUAUUACGCUCGCGUGGAUGAUCAGCAAGCUCGAGCCCUUUUUGGAUUUCGAACGGAAUUUUCUGAUCGGGCUGUGGGAGUCGAACCGCGCCUACUACAAGCAGUCGGGCCAGAGGACGCGAUGGUGGUCGUUUGGCGAGCUCUACAACUCGUUAAAAGGCAUCUAUUCCCUGACGGGCAGCAAGACGAGGACUCCCGGCAACUACUUCCGAAGUGAUCCCUACACGGGACGGCCGAUGACGAAACGCCUCCGAGGCACGAACGAAUACAUCCACGCGAGCGUGCGGGCGAGACUUGGUCUAGGCGGCCCUGGCCCGCUUGAUCGGGGGACAUAUAAUCCCCCAGCGCUGAGGGACUGGACGUUCGAUGUCGAAGCCGUGGGGCCCGGCCAGGGCGGCAACCAAGAUGGCUUGCUCGUGGUGUGGACAAACCACGGCAACUCCUCCAGAAGGAGGGGUGCUCGAAACGAAAAGGGCGGACAGGAGAAGAUCCCCGAGGAGAGAUUAUCCGAGACGGAACUCGUCUUGUUGAAACAAUCGCCCAGGGUGUACGACUUCAUCACACAGCUGCGCCUCAAUCCCCAGCAAGGGAAGAGAAGGUCCCGUCGACAUGGUGGCCAAAACGGUGUGCCGAAUGGUCCCGGUCCGCCGCCUCCCGGUGUAGGUCCUUAUGGCCAGUAUGGGGGUGGAGGUGGCAGGCCGCCGCCGCCGGGUUCGUUUGUCGGUCCGCGAUCUGGCUCUGUACCGCCGAGUGGGAGACGGAGCGGGAGAUCGAGGUCCUUGAAUCCGGAUGGACUCCCCUACGAUAGUGACGAUAGCAGGGAGAGGGAGAAGGAUCGAGAUCGGCGGCAUAGGAGGAGACGAGACAGUGGUGAUCCAGACAGACAGAGAAGAAGACGAAGUCGGAGAUACGAGGACGACGAUGAGUGA